UUGAGAUUCUCACUUAACAUAUUUUUUCUACAGGAUAAUCUUAUUAUAGGCUACAUAUUCUCGAGUAAAUCUAUUGUUUACUUUGCAUUAGUUCAAAUAGUCGAGCGAUUCGCGGCCAUUGGUGACUCCUUGGACAUUAUUUGCCCGUACUACGAUCCCGACGAAGAUCAACAGGAUGCUGAACAAAGUAUCAUCUACAGGGUAUCGGAACAUGACUAUGAGACUUGCACGUUGUCAUCAUCAGCACGUGAAUUGGGACGAUGCAUAUCACCAAACCGACGAGACAAAGUUAAAGUGUCGUUCCGGCUUAUGAGUCCGAAUCCGUCAGCAUUAGACUAUCGACCUGGGCAGACCUAUUUUUUCAUAACAACCUCAACCGGAUCACGGUAUGGCCUCGAUAACAAAUACGGAGGUCUUUGCGCUAGUCAUCAUUUGAAAAUGGUCAUCCAUGUUACUGAUAAGAACGGCGAUACCAGCCGUGAGUUGUUGUUGUUGUUGUUGUUUUGA
Molecule: messenger RNA, 507 nt
Organism: Haemonchus placei
Lineage: Eukaryota; Metazoa; Nematoda; Chromadorea; Rhabditida; Trichostrongylidae
Source: the annotation of a GenBank genome assembly